Messenger RNA from Labrus mixtus (cuckoo wrasse), 7852 nucleotides. It is a transcript of the gene arhgap35b, whose product is annotated as Rho GTPase activating protein 35b. The transcript has 7 exons. Bases 836 to 5425 code for a protein of 1529 amino acids. Gene Ontology annotation, biological process: signal transduction. Lineage: Eukaryota; Metazoa; Chordata; Actinopteri; Labriformes; Labridae. Gene Ontology annotation, molecular function: GTP binding; GTPase activity. The record is from RefSeq and is a predicted model, not a curated record.
CCUCUCUCCGCUGCCUCUGUCUCCACAGCUCCUUUUUCCCAAAGAAAAGAAGACGAGAACUAGGUCCGGGGAGGAGGGCCGCCGCCAUUAUCGGAAAGCUGGCAGAAAUACCACUUUCACACACGCAAUCUGCUCAUAAAUUCACCAGGACAUGAACAAUCUCUGUUGCAGCAGGAGCACAUUUGAGACGAAACGCCACGGCGAUUGCAACAAACUCAACGUUGUCUCGUGUGCGCCACCGGCCCAGCAUUAUGUGGGCACAACAAUGGACAGAAUAAUUAUUGAAAAGGCAACGUGGUGAACCGAGGGAGAAGACGGCUAUGCAGAUUUAAUACGCCUGGAAAUCCUAAUGAGGAGAGACCCUUGCAAUAACAAAAUUGGAUUGUUCUUUCAUCUGGGAUAUUUAUUUCUUCAUUCGCCGUGUUUAAAUGCGAAGAAAACAGCGGCGCUGAACAGUAGAUUCAAGGCACGGACAAUGGAUAUUUAAAUGAAAUUACCUCAUUGCACACGCUGUUUUAUUAUCAGUAUUAUCUGAAGUGAGACGAUCCAUAGUGUGUUCUGCGGCUUUAUGCAACUGCACAUCAGGCGGCGAGGGCUGCGGCAAGAGCUGGCCUGACAGAUGCAAGAGGAGAAAGGGAGAAAUGCGAUGGAUCUGAUUCGUACAAGGAAUACAUGAAGGACUCUACUCGUAUAACUGGACUGCUAUUUAUUAAAUUGAAGGCCAGCAGAAGAAAGUGAAAUCUGAUCUCCUUUGGAUCAGCAGCUUUAUGGACAAACAUUCAAGUGAACUCCUUUACACAGUGCCUGUUUAUGGCAGGAUGAGCUUCAGCAGGCUAUGAUGGCGAAAAAGCAAGAUGCCCGAUCGCCCAUUUACAACCUCAUUGUGGUGGGUUUGUCAGGAACUGAAAAAGAAAAGGGGCAAUGUGGGGUUGGAAAGUCCUGCUUGUGUAAUAGGUAUGUGCGGCCCAGUGCUGAUGACUUCUAUCUUGACCACACAUCAGUGUUGAGCACCAGUGACUUUGGGGGUCGAGUGGUUAAUAAUGAUCACUUUCUGUUUUGGGGAGAGGUGUCACGGGUUCUGGAGGAGGGGCCUGAGUGCAGGAUGCAUGUUGUGGAGCAAACUGAAUUCAUUGAUGACCAGACAUUUCAGCCACACCGUAGUACUGCUAUGCAGCCCUAUAUCAAACGGGCUGCUGGAACCAAGCUGGCCUCAGCAGAGAAGCUCAUGUACUUCUGUACAGAUCAGCUGGGCCUGGAGCAAGACUUCGAGCAGAAACAAAUGCCUGAGGGCAAGCUGCAGGUCGAUGGCUUCCUGCUUUGUGUUGAUGUCAGCCGGGGCAUGAACCGAAAUUUUGACGACCAGCUGAAAUUUGUCACAAACCUGUACGGUCAGCUCAGCAAGACUAAGAAGCCCAUUGUUCUGGUCCUCACCAAAUGUGACGAAGGAGUUGAACGCUACAUCAAAGAUGCACAUACAUUUGCUAUCACGAAAAAGAGUCUGCCAGUAGUUGAGACAUCUGCACGUUCAAAUAUAAACGUCGACCUUGCUUUCCUCACUUUGGUUCAGCUUAUUGAUAAGAGCAGGGGGAAGCCCAAGAUCAUUCCUUAUUUUGAAGCCCUGAAACUACAAAGUCAGCAGAUAGCGUCAGCCAAGGAUCGCUAUGAAUGGCUAAUUAACCGUAUAGUAAAGAACCACAACGAAACCUGGAUAAACACUAGUCGACGCAUGAACACCUCACCAGAGUACAAAGAAUAUGUUUUCUUGGAGGGAACAGCAAAAUGCAAGAAGCUUUUUCAACAGCAUGUCUACCGUCUGAAGCAGGAACAUAUUGAGAGGCGUCGCAAAAUAUACCUAAGCACUCUUCCCUUAGCACUUAGUUCUCUGGUGCCUGACCUGGAUGAGAUAGAUCAGCUGAGCUGGUCUGGAGUGCAGAAGGUCCUGGAGUCCAAGCAGCACUUUGCCCACUGGUUUGUUGUUCUGGAAGACUCGCCAUGGGAGGAUACAUCUCACAUUGAUAACAUGGAAGAUGAGAGAAUCCCUUCAGACCUACUGGAGACUGGUGAAGCAGAGGAUAUAUUCAAUGCACACCUGGAACAUCUGCGUAAUGAGUGCAGACGUGCAGAGAUGAGGCUGGAGUUUAAACAGAAGUUGGCCUCCUCUCCCUUUGUCACACCUGGUAAACCAUGGGAGGAGGCCCGCAGCUUUAUCAUGAAUGAAGAGUUCUAUCAGUGGCUUGAGGAGCCAGAGUACUUGGACCUGUACAACAGGCAUCAGAAAGAGAUAAUUGACCGUGCUAAAGAAGACUUCCAGGAGCUCCUACUGGAGUACUCUGAGCUGUUCUAUGAGCUUGAGGUGGAUGCCAAGCCCAGCAAGGAAAAAAUGGGGGCAAUCCAGGAGGUUUUAGGGGAGGAACAGCGAUUCAAGGCGCUGCAGAAGCUUCCAGCUGAAAGAGAUGCUUUGGUUUUGAAGCAUAUCCACUUUGUCUAUCACCCUACCAAGGAGACCUGCCCUAGCAGUCCUCACUGUGGAGACUCCAAGAUUGAACAAAUAUUAGCUUCACGUUUCCCCACUUGUUACCCUUUUUUUGAUUUGAAAGCUCAUUUUGGAGACAACAAGGCUGACAGGAUUAACCUUGUCAUACUUGGGAAGGAUGGACUGGCCAGAGAAUUCGCCAACGAGAUUAGGGCUCUCUGCACAAAUGAUGACUGGUAUGUGUUAGACGGGAAGAUGUAUGAACUGACACUGCGUCCAAUCGAAGGAAAUGUACGCCUUCCAGUAAACUCUUUCCACACCCCCACUUUCACCCCUCAUGGAUGUCUGUGUCUGUACAACUCAAAAGAGUCUCUCUCCUAUGUGAUCGAAAGCCUUGAGCGACUAAGGGAAUCAACUUUAAGUCGAAGGGAUAGCCAGCUAGCACAGCUGCCAACAUCUCUGCUCUUGGUCACUAAAAGGGGUGUAGGGUCAUAUGUGGACAUAGGUGGAGAAACUGCCUUAAACCUAAUUACACAGGGACACCAAGUUGCAAGGAGACUACAGUGUAGCUUUUUAGACCCAGCCUCCCCUGGUGUGGGCUAUGGCCAUAAUGUCAACGAGACUCAAAUCAACCAGGUGCUGAGGGGCCUAUUGGAUAUCAGAAGGAGCACAUCUUUUAGUAGCAGCUCUCCACCCCUCCUGCCUGAGCCUCCAGGUCUGAGAGACUCUCCUCAUCAGCCGGCCCCUGAUGCAGACCUUCGCAUUGUCAUGUGCUUAAUGUGCGGAGAUUCCUACGACAUCGAGCAGCUCCUGUCCCCUUUCCUAAUGCAUCAACAUUGCAGGCCUAUGUCCAAUAGUGGCACCUCUGUAUUGCUAGAACAGACAGUUGGUGGACACAAGCUGGCAAUAGAGCUCUCUCUGCUUUCGUACCACGCCUCCUUCACUUUGCGGAAGAGCAGGUUAGUACACGGCUACUUUGCUGUGUACUCUGUCUCACGAAAAGCCUCCCUGGAGACCCUCUGUGCCUUCUUGUGUGAGGUUCAGGACAUCAUCCCAGUUCAGCUGUUGGCAGUGGGAGAUAGCCAAGCAGAGCUCACCGACAGCGACUAUGCCUGUGAACAGCUGAUUCAAGGGGAGGAGCUUGCCCAUGAGAUUGAGGGUCGUUUCAAUAGUCUGAUCUGUGGAUCUGGGGGAGUGGUUGGAGGCAUGCACAGGAUAGAAAUGUUCCAUUCUUUCUUGAUGGAGGUGGUUGAGAAACGCAACAUUGUUGAGGCCACGCACAUGUACGAUAAUGUCGCUGAAGCAUGCACCAAUGAAAAUGUGUACUCCCCGCGCUGCAGUUCUCCCAGUCCUGUCACCAUGUUUCUGGAUUCAGAGGAUGAUGUAGAGCCAUCACCACCGUACUAUGACGGCACACUCUCUUCUCAUAGUGGAGGCUACAACCUGCCUGACUUAGAUUCCAGUGACAUCUCUGUCAUUUCUGACAUCAGAGACUUUGAAAACAAACUUAACAACAAGGUACCCCCCCAAGUGAGAGUGAAACCAGGAGUCACUUUUGACUUCCGGAAGGUGAGCCGUAACCCAUACAUUGAUACGCUAGGACACCGGCGCUCCCUGCCCUCUGCUGUUACCUGGGUUCCUGGUGGGGAUGUGGGCUAUGAUCCCUCAGACUAUGCUGAACCCAUUGAUGCUGUUUCAAAACCCCGCCCAAGCAACGAAGAGAUCAUCUACUCGGUUCCACAUGACAGUACACAAGGAAAAAUCAUCACGAUCCGUAACUCCAACCGGAUGCACUCCAAUGGAAAUGGCUCAGACAGCGAAGCAGACAGUAGCUCUCUGGAGAGAAGGAGGAAGUUCUCAGCAGCAGGGGUAAAGCCUCGUCUUUAUCGUGACCGCUCCAAGCGGCUUGGCAAAUUCAGCAGUUUCCGUACAAGCUUUAUAGGCAGUGAUGAUGAGAUGGGAGCCCUUCAGAAGUCCAAGGAAGAUGACUAUGGGACACUCAAAGGUGAAAGUCUUGUUAAUGAGGAGAUUGAAGACCCAAAAAAGAGGAAUAUCCUGAAGAGCCUGCGACGGACAGCCAAGAAAACAAGACCCAAGGCCCGUCCAGCUAUUCCCAAGCCCAUGGAGAGCAGUUACUUUGGAGUCCCCCUUGUCAGUGUGGUGUCCCCAGACAGACCUAUCCCGCUUUUUAUUGAGAAGUGUGUCCGCUUCAUUGAGACUACAGGCCUGAAUACAGAGGGGUUGUACCGCGUGAGCGGCAACAAGUCAGAGAUGGAAAGCAUGCAGAGGCAGUUUGAACAGGACCAUGGAUUAGACCUAGUAGAGAAAGACUUCUCCAUAAACACUGUGGCUGGAGGCCUCAAAAGCUUCUUCUCUGAGCUGCCUGAGCCCCUGGUGCCUUGCGCUCUGCAGGUGGACCUAUUGGAUGCUUUCAAAAUCAAUGACAGAGAACAGAGGCUAUACACUAUGAAGGAUGUCCUGAGGAGGUUCCCCAGGGAGAAUUAUGAUGUCUUCAAAUAUGUACUGAGCCACUUACACAAGGUGAGCCAGCUGAACAGGCUGAACUUGAUGACCAGUGAAAACUUGUCCAUCUGUUUCUGGCCCACACUUAUGAGGCCAGACUUCACCACUAUGGACGCUCUGACUGCCACCCGCACCUACCAGACAAUCAUCGAGACCUUCAUCCACCAGUGUGCAUUCUUCUUCUACAACCAGCCCCUCCUGGACUCCCCCACCGGCCUGGCGGGUCUUCCUGCCUCGCCCACCACCACCCUCAGUGGGAGCUCUGCCUAUUCUUGUUACCGCUCCUCCCCUCCCCACACCACCACACACUUCAGCCCUCUGCAGCAGUCCCCACCCACCACCCCCCAGUCUCCUCUGCAGUCUCUGCUCCCGCCACUCCACCAGCAUCCCCACUCCCACCAUUCCCCAGCCGAACAAGAGACACUGUGAUAGAGGGUGAAACCAUGUGUGCCCAUGAUGAUGCUGGACCUUAUCACCAACACACACACACACACACACACACACACACACACACAAACACACACACACACACACACACACACACACACACACAAACACACACACACAUAAAUACACACACACGCAUGCAAACAUGCGUGCGCAACAAAAAAAACCGAAACAAAACGUGCACUUGCACACUAUAUUUCUGAUCAUGGACAACCUAGAUUAUGAAAAGAAGAAAUGGGAAGUGUCUUGAGAAACCUCCCUGACCUGCCAUUUGUAUCCAUAUUUGUGUGAAUAAGGGCAGGCUACCAUUAUCAGUGACUCUUCCUCUGCCCUCUGUACCACUGACUGUUGAAUCUGCUUUCAGCUCAGAACAUGAGGACAGAGGUUGCCGUCACAGCAAGCCUCGCCUCUGUCACUUCUGUCAAAACCACCACUUAUCCGACACUACCAAGAAAAAAAGGAACCUUGAUGUCAAGGUGGAAGAAAUGUUUUGUGGCCACCAUGUUUUUUUUUUAUCAGCGUCAAACUGUUUUAGUUCUUUUUCUCAUGAAAGUACUGCCACUGGAUUUUUACUGUUCCUCUGUAGGUCCUUUGGGCAGCAGGUUGCUCUUGUCUGCCUGCAGGGCUUCUCUCAUUGGCUCUACUUGAGGGGUCAGCAUGGGGAGGGAAGGGAAGAAGGGAGGGUGGGGGGGGGGGGGUACACAUCCAGGGAUGCACUUUAAUGAUCACUGUUGUUUUUCCCUCUGAAGGGUUUUUUUUUUUUGUUGACAUUCUGUUUUCUUGUGUGUUUUUAAUUUCACAGCUCAAACAGCCAUACCCAUUGCCUCUACAGAGCAACUUUGUUUACAUCAAACCUUUUUUUUUUAUCCGCAAACUUAUCUGAAGCACUUUUUGAUAGUGUAGUGUUAAAUUAGAGGAAACGCCACAUUGAUUACUUGUCCAUAAUGUUUGUUUAGUGGUUGAGUGUGGCAACAUGUGCAGGCUUGUGAAACGAGAUCCUUUUGUAAAAACUUGCGUUGUUUAAGUUGAUCCAGAGGUCCCAUAGGUUGAUGGGAAAUCUGAAUCCACUGACAUUCCUCAUUCAUCCAGCCAUGUGAAAAUAGUUUCUUUUAGGAUUUGUCCUCUCUCUAGCUGUUGGUUGAUCAGAGGCGAUGUUUAGGGAAGUUUGCAUUAUUUAGACCAUUAUGAUAUCAGAGGACUUUGCCUGCCACCAGUCAAGUGAAGGAAAAAAAAAAUGCCAUUUUUGAAUGUGUAACCUUGUCAUACCAUAACACACUCUACAUUGCCAUCUUGUGUCCAUGGAAACCAAAUGCUUGAAACAUGAUAGGUUGCUGGAUGUGUUGCUGUGGCUAUCUAUCAAACCAAGCUCUUUGUAUUCAUCCAAUAUUAAGGACCUUUAACUUAGAAGGUUUAGUAUCCUCAACACACUGUUACUGCUAGUUCUGCUUUACAAUACGAAGACCAGUAGAAGUUUAAUGUCUGUGAAUGGGGCACAUUCAGGAAGCACCUACGGCCGUUUACCUGCUCUUGUGAAUACGUUUUGUGCUAGCUCAUUGUCCUCCUUUUUCAUGGAAAAAAAAGCUGCACAUUUUCAAUGGUAGCACUGCUAAUGGUGACCCUACCAUUUUAAACAUUAAACCUGAGAGGAACUACUGUCUUUUCAGUGGGGAGUGGAAACCAGUUGACCGCCAGACGCAGGUUCUGGAUGAUUGGGGCUCUGUUACAGUUCUUGGGUGCAACAUAGACCGGAAUAGUACGGUUGUUGUAGUAGUUAAUGGGACCAUCAAUUACAGGUACUUUUGGAAUUGCAACACUGUUGGAAGUCAGUCAUUUUAAGUGUUCAUAAGAUUAAACUGAGGGCUCUUCUCAACAAGCUCAGAGCGAGAAGCUGUAACAUUAGGACUGGCACAGAACGAGUCUCACUAUAUCACGAUUCCUGGGAGAAGAUAUUCUUGCUGCGACACUUCACUUUUGACGCAACCUUGGCAAAACCGCUGUUCAAUGAGCAAAAAGUGGGUGCAUACUACUCUAUAAUGGUUGUUUAUUUGUAUGUUGGGGAACACAACCCUUUAGUCAAUGGUAGAAAACAUUUCUAGUGUGUAUUUCAAUGAUUGAAAGUCCAUUUUUACAAUUUUUGUGAAUGGUUCAAGGCCACUUACGGUAAGUUUAGUGCAUGAUUUAAAAAAAAAACACACCAAGGAAGAUGGAUGAAAGCCUCUUCCUAUUUAAAACAUGAAAUUAGUACCAGAAAACAAACGAAUUGCUAAAGUGAAAUAGCUGAAACGUGAAAGUUUAUGUACUGUGCACCAAGAGCAAACCAUGGAAUUUGUCUGACUGAGAAAAGUGUUUGAAGAUGAAGGCCUUAUGUGAACUGUAUAAUAGUUAAUAAAUUAAAUCUUGUAAAAUUGA